CCACGACCUAAUUACCUUUCCAUGAUGCGGGACCUUCUGUGCACCGCGGGUCACAAACCACCGACAACCUACAACCGUCGUUAACGCGCCGCAGACCUGCCGUGUCACGGGCCCUUUUUUGGUUCGACGUAAUUCCGACCAGGCCUUGGACAUACGCAGUCAUCCCUUUGCACACUUGUAUUGCACCCGAUGCCCUUUCUUGCCAGCUGAGCUGAGUUGGUUUUGUUUGCUUCCACCGCGUCAUUCAAAUCCACAUGGUCGCUUAGGCACUCAACCGCGAAGCAGCGCUCUCGAGUCGACUUUAGCAGCCUGCUUCUUGCCCGCUUCUUUGUGGUCGACCCGUCCCAGCCGCCACUGCUCUUCUUCAUAGAAGCCAACAGAUCCCUGCUACUACCCGAUUCGAGAAACACAAGAGCUUCACUGUGGGUGGACACGACGGCAACGCGUGCCGCUUCCGUCUGUCCGGGCGCUCAGCCAUCGCCACGAUGCCCUGCUUCAAGGGCAUUGCGGUGAGCAUUCAUGCGAAUGGUGCACCACUGCCCGAGUAUGGCAUCCAGAGGCAGUCGAGACUCUCUCGCAUCAGCAACUACAUUCCUGUGCCCCAGCCGAGCCUCAGCGGCGACUCGAACAAGCCCGAACCUGCCAAGUUUGCCAUUUCCAUUACCCUCUUGACACCAGGAUUGCCGAUCCCGUAUUCCGCCCCGAAGCCAACAGACAACAACCCAUAUCCGAAGCCGCAGUUCGUGGGGAGCCUGAAUCCCGGCUCUAAUGCGGAAAGAGGAAAGUUCUCCGGGAUUGUCAACCCGUACAUCCCCAUGACAAACUCGGAGAACGAAACCAUUGCCGCCUACAUUUACUUCGACGGUCGGGCAAAAGAAGAGGUAGCGACCCUUCUCCGCCCGGGUGAGGAAACCUGGGUCAACAGCCGAUGGGUCCAGGUCCCUGACACUGAAGGCGGCGGUUUGGCUGAACGCGAGUUUUUGUUUCGAGAAGUUGGCUUGGAGCGCUGGCUAAACGGCCUUGACCUCAAAGGCCACGACGCGGCGGAGAAGCUGGAGAAACGACGACAAAAAUUUGAAAGGCGUCAACGACGACAGAACAUGACUUUGGACAGUGGUCACGCAGCCGAGUCUGAUCAAGGAUCCAAUGGUCGUCGUGAUACGCUACGAUACGGCGCUGACGACGCGUCACCCAUCGAGGCCGUGUUUGACUCAGACUCAUGGUCCGAUGACGAUGACGAGCCCCCUGAGGCUACGGGACAGAUCAAAGUCGCCAUGUUCCGAGUCCUAGCAUCUGGAGAGAUCAAGAAAGGGGAAUAUUCGCCCCAGUUUGACGCGCACGAUGGCGACGAAGAGGCUCCGAGCGGCGGAGACAACGGCAUCAAUGCCGACGUGGAGCACACCACCAGCUUCGCGAAACCUAAGACGCUCGAUCCGAAGACUAUUAGCACUCAGACAGUAACGGGCAUUGACGGCCCGGACAAGCCAUACGCUGUGUUCACAUUCUUCUAUCGCGGCGAGAAACAACUUCAGAAGAUUGGCGUCAUGCAGUCGAGUAAGCAAGCGCAUACCACACCGGGAUCUGCCAAGAGACGUUCUGGACAGUUAGAUUUCUCUACUCUCGGCCCGCUCAAGGCCGGUGGCACCGUUGGCUUCACCGCCUUCCGCGAUCAGGAUGCCGAAACUGUGCGACGUAAGAAAGCUCGAAAGAAGAGCAAUGGCAACAUCGCCGAUGAUAGCGAUGACGACGAUGACGACGAGGGUGAAAUCGUGGGAAAGAUGGAGGACAUUGAUGACCAGGACGAAAAUGGCAAGCCAGCGGCCGACGAUACGAAAUUUGGCGGAGAGUUGGCCGACGGCGUCAAUCGCAUUCGGCUCAAGCGCGCACACUCGACGGAACCGAACAGUCGAUCCACCCCAGAAACCUCUCAGAGAGCCACCGCAGAGGAAUCACCAGCUCCUCAAGGCGUGCCUACGGGCCAGCCCACGCCAAAUAGCUACAAUGGUCAGGAUAUCCCGCCUGAGGCUCUCGUCGGGAGUCCACUGAAGAAGGCCCGACCGAGUAUCGAUCAAGCUAGCGCUAUUGAUAAGGCUUCGACGCACAGGCUUAGCGCAGCACUGACCACGGCCAUUUCGGGCACCUCAGCGACUUCGACGACUUCGACACCAGCUCCGAUAAAUGCAGUGGAAACUGCUGAGCCAUCUCUAAACCCGAAGGUUGACGAGGAGGAUGAGCUAUAGGGUACUUUGGUGCCCUUGCUCAGUCGUUGAGCAGACCCGUUACGUCAUUGCGAUGGGAUAAGUAGGCGGCGAGCGGGGGGAUCUGUGUGUCUUAAAGAUGCCUCGCUGGGCUCAGCUGCCGGCAGAGUAUUGACUGCCUUCGGUGCUUCGUGGAAGAUAUCGAAAGGGUUGAGGACUAAAACAUUGUAUGCCACUUAGCUUGUCACAGCUGCAGGCUCGCGAGGAGCAGUUAGGUAAGGAAUAGUGGCUUUUUGUCCUGAACCUGGCCCGGGAUAGGCCAGUAAGAAUUGCAAUAACCGAGGUUGCGGAGUUUGGCGACGGAACGAAUAGAUGACGAUUUCACUUGA
Molecule: messenger RNA, 2587 nt
Organism: Purpureocillium takamizusanense
Lineage: Eukaryota; Fungi; Ascomycota; Sordariomycetes; Hypocreales; Ophiocordycipitaceae
Exons: 3
Coding region: 486-2240 (584 amino acids)
Source: RefSeq, a predicted model, not a curated record